CGAGGCACGCGGACUCCGCUCUCUGUGUGUUUGUGCUGUCCGCCCGCGUGAAAAGUCUGUCGAUAUUUUAAACUUAUUUACAACCGCACGGCGGUUGCAGGCGCCAUGGAGGAAGACCAAGAGGACGGUGUGGAACGAUGCACAUCGACACUAUUACAUCGGCACACACCCCGGAUUCUGCGGGGCCAUCAAGCAGUCUCCAGAGGACUUCAUUGUCGUAGAGAUCGAUGAGCACAGCAACAGAGCGGACGCCGACCAUUUGGUACCGGGCGAUGGUCCUUCAAGCCGACUUGCACGUCACGCUCCCUACCCCUGUGCACCAGUCGAAGCCAAACGGCCAAAGCUUGACCCUGAGCGGUGCGUUAACGUGCCCGUGGAAAUUGUCCCGCGGUGCGACUUUCCUGCCGUGGUGGGCCCGGCUUCUGGGGAGCGUCCCCUGGGUGAAGGCGUUGCGGAGGAGGAGGAGGUCGAGCAGCUCCUCCCGGACGCGAUAUUUGACGACGCCGACGCGGACGCGGCUCUUGAAGCCACUUGCGAGGUGACGGGCGUCCGAAACCCCGUGCUCGCGGAAGACGUGGCCGAGGCGCUGGGAGAUUUCGCAGCGGCGGAGCGCGAGGCGGCGGCGAUGCUCUUGCCCGCGCGUGAAAGGAGCGACGCCGGCUGCCUCUCCCUUGGACUCUUCCCGGACAAAGAGACGAGAGCCGAGGUCCAUCGCACGGUCCGUCAGAGGUUUCCCUUCCUCAAGACGAUCACCAGUGGCACUGAAAUUAAGGUGACGGCUGACCCCGUGUACGCGGAAUUCCGGGGUCUCGUUUCGGAGGAGGAGGCCGAUGGGUUCUUCCGUUUCGUCGACGCCAAGCGAAGGGACGCCACGUUCACGUUCCUCGCCGACUCGCAGCGGGCACGCAGGGCGGCUGUGCACCACGCCGUGACGCGCCACUUCGGCAAGGUCCUGGAGACCAAGAGCUUCUCCGAGGCUCGCGGCGGCUGCGGUGGAGGGCAUUGCACCAGGAUCGUGGCUCGGUUCAAAGGGGGGAGGGCGCCGAGCAAGAAACGCAGGGGCGCAGAUGUCGGGGCCUCGGGGAGCGAGGACUUGGAUUUGAUUGACGGCGACGUCUACACCGUGUUCACUUUGCAAAAGACCAACAUGGAGACACUGGGAGUGAUCAGCAUGCUGGCUUCAGAGCUGGGAGUCCUCCCGAGUGACUUCAGUUACGCUGGCACCAAAGACAAGAAGGCCGUCACCUUCCAGAGGAUGGUGGUUCAAAAAGUGACCCCCAGCAGGUUGCAGGAGGCGUCCGCGAGGCUGGAGGCGAGAGGCCUGCGCGUGGCGGCGGCGUCGCGAGCAGCCCGCCCGCUGCGACUCGGCGAGCUGUGGGGGAACCAUUUCCGCAUGACGCUCAGAGGCGUCGGGGCGCCCAAGCAACCCCACAGCGGGACGACGCCUGCCGUGCGGGACUGCGUCGAGCGAAGCGUGCGUGGAGUCGCGGAGCAUGGAUUUAUCAACUAUUAUGGGCUCCAACGAUUUGGAGCAAGCCAAAGCGUCAAGACGGAUGAGAUUGGUAAACAUCUGCUUAAAGGCGAGCUGGACAAAGCUCUCAAGCUCUUUUUCACUCCGGAGGCAGGAGAUGAUGCUGUCAACCAGGCCAAAAGGCUCUUCCUGGAGACCGGCGACGCCAAGCUGGCCCUGUCCCUGAUGCCGGCGCACAAGACGCGCGAGCGGCUGAUGCUGCGCGCGCUGCAUCGCUGCGGCCCUCCCUGCGGCGACGACGUCGGAGGGAGCGGCGCCGGCGCCGGCGGGCGAGCCGCCCGCGCCUGGAUGGCCCUGCCGCGCACGGCACGCCUCCUCUACCCGCACGCGUACUGCAGCGCGCUGUGGAAUCGCGCCGCCACGGUGCGCGCGCGGCUCCUCGGAGUCCGGCGCGCGGCCCGCGGGGAUCUCGUGCUGCCGGAGGGCACCGGCCGCCGAGGGGACGCGGUGCAUGUUGUGACUGAGGAAGAGGAAGCUAAUGAGGUUUACACAAUAGACCAGGUGGUGCUGCCCAUGCCGGGCAGCAGUGUGCGGUACCCGGACAACGAGGCGGGCGAGGCCUACCGGGCCACGCUGCGACGGGACGGCCUGGCGGACUCCGCCUUCCGCGUCGCCGAGCUGCGCGUCAGCCUCCCCGGCGCCUACCGCCGGCUCCUGGCUCGCCCCUCCAACGUCUCUCUCGCCUGGACGGGGCAGGGCCUGCCCGGCGCCACCCUCCGCAUCGGCCGCGCCGAGACCGCCGGCCGAGCCGGUGCCGCCGACCCGGCGGAGAACACGGAGGGUGGGAGUCUCCCGGGUACCGCCGGUCGCGCGAGUUGCCUCUCUUCGUCGAGAGCGGCCCACGGCCUCGGCCUCGAGGCCACGGAAUCUGCUCGCCCGGCAUCUGGCGACGGUGCCGCAGGCGACCGCAAAUCGGGGAGUCGGGCGUCGCGAAGCUGUUCGCCGGCUCCUGGAGGAGGCGCCGACGCUAAAUUUGACGCGGAGGAGGCGUCCGCGGGCAAUGGCAGUGGCAUCCCUGAGACUUUGGGCUCAGAGGAGGCUUUUGCUGUUGGCUCCUCUUCCUCCCUGGUCAUCACCCUUGAUCUGCCCUCGUCGUGCUAUGCCACCGUGUGCCUCGGGGAGAUGAUGAAGCGUGAGGUGUGUUGACUGAGCCGGAUUGGACUUCGCCCAGAUUGUGUGAGAUGCGCAAGGCUUGCAGGGGUCGAUUUGAGAGCCUCUUUAUACGAAAUAACUGUCAUCGCCGUCAUCGCCGUCAUCGCUUAUUGCAAUACGUCUUAAGGUGCCGUGCUGCCUAUUAAGGGGGCACCCCAAGUGGCAGCUGUCCCUGUGCGGCACAAGAUCAAUGCAGCACCUCCCUGAAAUCCGCCCCCCGUUACUCUGCCAGUAGUUGGUUGCUCUGCGGCUUUUCCCAAUUAAGUAACUUGUGGGGCAAUUUACCAAAUUUCUGUAAAUUAAUCCCAAAUUACAACGUGGCGCUGAAACACAUGGCCUCCUCUUUCCUGAAUAACAUCGUGGGGUCUUUAACGUCCACUGCGAAGGCGGACAGCGCAGCAGUAUUUACGGUUCGUAUUUACCGGGGCUGCCAUGGGCUCGAACCACGAGCUACUUUUCGACCAUGUCACUGUCUCCCGUAGAAGUCCGGUGAGCAAAUUCUCUCAUCAGUGACCAGAGGCAGCUGUGCCGGACGAUCGGACAAGUCAAAUGAUGUGAAUGCUUCAAAAUGCUUCCUCGUGAGAUUAUCCUUAAUUGUUUUGUCAUUAAACGCACAAUAUGUUCAUCCGCGUGAUAUUUGAAUAUGCUACCUGAUAAAAACACAUCGGUUCAAGAAAUCAUUGUUGUGUGUGCGUGUUGUGUGUGACAACUUGUGUUGUUGACAUUGUCUGAAUAUUGACGUGGUUUGUGGUUUAUAAUGAGGUUCAUCUCAUGAUGAAAGGGUGCAAUGUUGUUUUGAAAGCCAUUGGUGUAAGCGAUAGAAAGAUUAAAAGCUCAAGUGUUAGAGUAAGUGACCUUGUGAGUAUUGGUAGCAUUAAAAGAGUGCUAACAUUGGAAUUUCAUUUUGUCUCAGCGGGGAUUCUGUAAAAUGAAAACAUACACAACGUUAAAAUAAAGAAACACUUUGGGUACAAAGAUUUAACUAAGGCCUUUGAUCUUAAAUAUAAUUGUUCCUUUGUGUUUAUUGGUUAUUUUUACUCGUUAUCUGAAACAUUUCCCAUCAUUUUACUUCCUCAGUCGACGAGAGGCACGCAAAUGACACUAACGCAAAGCUCGGCACCGCUUACACUCCCACGCGACUCGCGCGCGACAGACCGUAGUUCACGAGUACCGCGCGUCGGCGAUUAGCGGCGCACAGGCAGGGCCCACGGAUCGUCAGAGGCACGCGGUCUUCGCGCAACAUUCACGCGCCGUCAAAGGCAUUUGACGUCAAUCCCUUCGCGCGUGUUGAGCACCUCCAGUCCCGCUCUCGAAACCGUUACGCGAUUGGGGCGUGAUUCAAAACGAGUUUGCAGGUGUCGGACCAAAUCUGCGAGAUUGUUCGGCUGGGGGGGGGGGGGGGACUGCUCCCUCCAGGAUUAGUUCAGGAAUGGGGGCCGGAUGGAGCAGACACAAUAGUCGCGCAGGAGUCGGGCUGGCAAGGUUUGCCAGAGCCAUAAUAUUUGUGGUUGUGGUGAGGCGGUCACCUGGCCCGAUGGACAUCUGCUUCGGCUGUUCAGAAAUGUUUAGAUUGUUUUCUUCCUUUGGUACGGUCUUGCAAUUGUGAUGUCUCUUGCGUGAUGUCGUGAGAUGAAGAUGUUCCUGCUCAGAGCUUUCGCUCUGUGGCGGAGAGAAAGGCCUUGGAAGACGAUGUCACACAACUACUUUUGAAGUCGCUUCAAGAGACUUUUUUCCACGCAGGUGCACACCCUUCAAUGAGUUCUCCACAUCAAUACAAUUUAUGUAUUUCUGUUAAUUGUCUGUGUGGCACAAGUAUGUUACUUGUAAUAGAAAUGUGUUCAUUAAUACUUUUUGAUACCCGACACCCUACUUUUAGUUAUCACCCGAUGGUGUAAAGUGCAGUCUCAAACCUUAAUGUAUCCACUCUAUCUCUUGAGCAUCUCCUUUUAUGUGCUGUGGAGAACGGCCAUUGCCUGAAACGUCACCAAUAUAUAUAUUUUUUUAUUUGAAGGCCGCGGCUUGGUUGAAUAAUGAUUUGCAUUUUAACUAUCAAACUUGGAACGCGCCAAUUGAAGUGAUGGAUAAACAAAAACGAAUGUAACAUAUGACCUGGACAUUUUGUAUAGCCGUCAAAACAUCAGCUCGCUAUAAGUCGUGAACACAUUUUUAUCGCGGUUUGGUUACCAGAACUGAACAGAGGAUUUGGCACUGCCAAAUCCUGACACCAGAGCCACCACGCGAUUUCAUAAUUUAGUGACGGCUGAUGGUUUUUUUCUUUAAUUGGCUUUCUCCAGGAAUGGUGGCUCGGCACGGUUGGUUUGAUGAACUAUUAAACUAAGAAUGCUUUUACACCAUUGGAACCUCAUUUGCCAGUAAAAAAUAUGAUAAUUGUUUUUUUACCCUUCUAUCUGGCAAAAAAAAACUGACACCUUUUUUUACAAGGAGUCAUGUUUGCAUAGACCACAAUACCUGCAACCAUAAUGCAAACAAAAACACAACUCUGAAAAUGUAUGCACUGUCCUUGAAAUUGAUUGGUCCACACCCGAGACAGCUUUCCUUAGAGCCUAGUCUCACAUGGGUUGGACCAGAUGACGCCAAAAGCCUCCAAAAAAAAUCGUUAAAAAUGUCAUCACUUGUACAUGUAAAGUUAUAAGGUGAAUGUUAUUUAAAGAGCGACAUUAAUGCAGACAUUUGAAAUUUUAAUGUAGGAUUUGAGUUUACACAUCGCAUUUAUACGUACAUAGCCUCAGUUAAAAAGGACUGUAAAGCAAUAUAUGAAGUUAAUUUCUCACGGAAUCUUGCUAUGUGCACCUGGGUUUAUUUAUGUCGACCUUUUCCUGAAAAGCUUUGAUGAAUUGCCUGUUUUUCUUUUUAGCCCAUUCUGUAGCUAAUGUAGCAAUUAUUUUUUAUUGAAAUAUAUCGCUAACCAAAGUGGAAAUAAAUAUGGAUUUCAAUUUGGUAAAACAAUGACUCCCUUUUAUUGUUUACUUUUGCUUCCGUGUAAUAUAAGUUUCUAAUUAUUUUCUUGGUAUUAUAUGAACGCACGUGCUGAUCUAGCAAGGCAGAACUUAACACGUAAAUAGGCCCGAGGUAGGGUUAUCCACUCGUCGCUGAUGAAUGGCAUUGGAUGAGUUACCGUGCCAGGAA
Molecule: messenger RNA, 5830 nt
Organism: Lethenteron reissneri (Far Eastern brook lamprey)
Lineage: Eukaryota; Metazoa; Chordata; Hyperoartia; Petromyzontiformes; Petromyzontidae
Product: pseudouridylate synthase PUS7L-like
Biological process (GO): pseudouridine synthesis
Cellular component (GO): nucleus
Molecular function (GO): RNA binding; pseudouridine synthase activity
Source: RefSeq, a predicted model, not a curated record